CCAAGCGACAUUGGCGGCCCACUUCUGAUGGGAGCAGGAGCCAAAUUUUGGCAGACUCGGGAGCCCAUCGCUUCGUUUCUGUCAUUGCUGAAUUCGCUUGACCAUGCACGCAUCGGCCUUUUUUGCCAUCCUUGUCGCCUCCGUUGCCCUCGUCGCGUCGCGCCCAUUUGACGUCAGUGUACUUGGCGAUGCCACGUACUCGAUCGAAGGGCCGAUUUGCAGCGGCAACGGCCUCGUUCCGGCCGGCAGCAAGUGCCCUCUUCGUGGUGACAAGGCCGUGGCGGACUGCCACCCCCAUCUGAAAAGCUAUGGCAACGGGGUGUGUGUCGCGCCUGUGGAUGCUGCGUGCCAGAAGAUCGUAACAGGCGCGUGGGGUUGUGUAUGGGCGCCUCGCAACAGCACCAACUCGACGACGACGACGAUCCCGCCCGACACGAUCGUUGCGCCAUCGACGCUUCCGACGCCUGCCCCUACCACGUUUAAACCCACAGCUGCCUAAGGUGUUCAAACACCCAUCUGCCCAGCACUGGCGAUGAAUCUCUUGUAGCUCUCCUGAUAAUUAUGUAAAUCUGUCCUUGCCAUGCUCGAGAACGACACAUGAAGGCGAUGUAGAUCAUGCUACCCCAUGACUCGACCAAAUUUCGCGAAAGCACCAUUCGAGUGCUGCGCUGUUGUGCAUCUACCUCGUCGAUAU
Aphanomyces invadans is the source of this 694-nucleotide messenger RNA. RefSeq lists its product as hypothetical. NCBI's taxonomy places the organism in Eukaryota, Oomycota, Saprolegniomycetes, Saprolegniales, Verrucalvaceae. Bases 104 to 499 code for a protein of 131 amino acids. The transcript has a single exon. The record is from RefSeq and is a predicted model, not a curated record.